Messenger RNA from Nomascus leucogenys (northern white-cheeked gibbon), 612 nucleotides. RefSeq names its product cardiotrophin-2. Bases 1 to 612 code for a protein of 203 amino acids. Lineage: Eukaryota; Metazoa; Chordata; Mammalia; Primates; Hylobatidae. The transcript is spliced from 3 exons. The record is from RefSeq and is a predicted model, not a curated record.
AUGAGCUGUCCACUGGCCCGCCUCUGCCUGCUGACCGUGUUGUCACCACCCCUCAGCUCAGCAGCCUCCAUUUCCCCAGCUGAGCCCAUCAGUCAAGCCUAUAGCCUGGCCCUCUACAUGCAGAAGAACACCUCAGCGCUGCUGCAGACUUACCUCCAGUACCAGGGCAGCCCCUUUAGUGACCCUGGCUUCUCGGCCCCUGAGCUCCAGCUCAGCAGCCUGCCUCCUGCCACCACCUUCUUUAAGACCUGGCAUGCCCUGGAUGACGGGGAACGGCUGAGCCUUGCUCAGAGGGCCUUCCUGGCAUUGACCCAGCACUUCCAGCUCGUGGGGGACGACCAGAGCGACCUGAACCCUGGCAGUCCCAUCCUGCUGGCUCAGCUCGGGGCUGCGAGACUCAGGGCCCAAGGCCUGCUGGGCAAUAUGGCUGCCAUCAUGACAGCCCUGGGGCUGCCAAUCCCCCCAGAAGAGGAUACUCUAGGGCUUGUUGCCUUUGGGGCCUCGGCCUUUGAGGGGAAAUGUCAAGGCUACGUGGUGACCCGGGAAUAUGGCCACUGGACAGACCGAGCUGUGAGAGACUUGGCUCUGCUCAAGGCUAAGUACCCAGCAUAG